AUGCUCGACAAGAACGUGGAGGCGCUGAAGAACAUGAACGCCCAGACGGCCAAGUGCGCCAAGUGGCGCGCGAGAGUUCUCGACCCGAAGGUCAUUGAUUACACGUGCGUUUUGGUGUCCAACGCGCCCGCGCAGCACAUGCUCGGCGCGGCGCCCUUCAGUUUCAAGAAUCGGACUGCGGCAGUGGAAGCCUUCAGAAAAUUCGCGGCGGACUCCGCGCGGGAGCUCCGGACCCCGAGCUUCGACGCCAGAGCCAAGUCGGACUUCGUCGGCGGCCCGUUGAAGUCGGCGGUCUUGCUUUGCAGCCCAUCCACACUGACCCGAGUCGCGCCCGCCAGCGCGGAAGCGUUGGCGCAUCCCGCUAAGGGGCUGCAGAUCGCAGUGGACAUCGAAGGCAUCGUGGAGCUCCUCAAGGUCGCUAACAACGUCAACCUCUUAACCGUGGCCGGGGCGGAGUUCGCGGACGCUGGCGGCGGGAAGAUCGCGGUGGCCGCGUGGCCAAAGGCGCGCGAGUACUUCGCCAACGUGCGCCCGGGGUCUGGCGUCGCCGUGCACGGAUGCAGCGCCGCGCUUGAGAACGGCGAGGUGAAGAUCAACAUCUGGCCGGGGGCUCACAUCAGCACCGUUGGCGAUCAGGCUCAGUCUUUGACAAGCUUGGACGCCGCCGGUCUGUCGGCCGAGGUGCUCGCCGCUCAGUGGGCGCCGUCUUCCGGCGGCGGUUUAACGAAUGUCAUGGAGGCCGCGGCGCGCUCCACGCGCGCUGCGGCGUCGGCCGACGCGAUUGCCCACCCCCAGCCCAUCGCGUUUCAGAUCAACCGCUGCCUCCUGGACGCGCCGCUACAGAGGGGCACGAUGUGCGCGCGGGACGGCCGCCUCUUCCUCCGGAAUUGCCGUCUUCGGGAUGCCGCAGGGGGGGUGGGCGUAGACGUGGUCACCGAUACCGCCCCGACACUCUACGAUUGCUCGACUCCUGGCGAGGCGACGGCCCAGCUUGACGCCCAGUCCUUGACAGGCGCCAAGUACCGGUUCAACAUUCGGGGCGUUCUCCGCCAGGAGAACGGGGUGGCCAAGCGAUGCAUCAUGGAGGUGGCCAUCGCGCCUCUGGACACAGUGGUUUCCACGAGUGCCUUGCGCAUGUGCUGCGGCCUCUCCGCGGUGUCUGGCGACGUCGCUCUGCCGGCGCCUGUGAGUCGCAUCGUCGAGGAUCCGCUCCAAGGUUUGGCAGUCUGCCGCGACGGUGCCAACGACGUCGGCGCAAACCCGGCGCGGCUGCUGGUGCGCGGCCAAGGCGAAACCAAAAUGGAGUCCCUCGACGAUGCGAAGGCGCUCGCAGAUCAGGUUUUCAAGGUGUCCUGGACAGAGACCUUGCGUCUACUGACCGACCCGACGGAGGGCGCAAAUGGUAAGAUCAAUUUGGUUGAGCACUGCAUUGCCAGCGCGGCCGACGGGCCGUGCCGAACAGCCACGAUCGAGCACGUCGUCAAGCUCUCGAAAGAUGAAGUCCUGGCGCUGCAGACGAGCACGGCAGCGGAGUGGAAG
Prorocentrum cordatum is the source of this 1539-nucleotide messenger RNA. NCBI's taxonomy places the organism in Eukaryota, Dinophyceae, Prorocentrales, Prorocentraceae. The record is from the annotation of a GenBank genome assembly.